AGAUGUUGCCAUUCAUACAGAGUAGCUGUGCAGUGUAUCAUGGGAAGGUGUGGUGUGCUGGGUUUAUGCCUGCAUGGCCAUCGGUCUACCUGGACAGAAACUCCAAUAAUAAAUAAGCACAGAGAAAAUUGAUGGAUGCACAUUAACUACAUAUAAUGAGUUGAUAUGGAGAUGAUCGAUGCUAUUCCAUACCGCUGUCCUUGGUGCGGUGGGGACCGGACGUUUUUCUCAUUAACUCAGCUAAAAACCCACCUCUCAGAGGAACAUGCCUACUUAUCUGGUUCCCGUUCACGAAUUAAAGUCUUUAAAAAUAUACCAAGCAGACCCAAGAAUCGGUCUUCUGCAUUAUUACAGAGUCUUAAUGAAGACAGUCUGAGGCUAGAGAAGCAGCUGAGAGACGCCAAGGACUCAGAGAUGAAUAACAAAGUACAGACAUACAAACCGUACCAAGAAUUUACAGCACCUUCCUCUUUUGUCCCCACUUCUAGCAGUCCUGUGUACGUUCCUGUUCUCCCAUUCCAUGACAGUCACAUCAAGAAAUCUCUGGAUUCUCUCAGUGAGAAGUUGUGCGUCUCUCGCAGCGGUCAGUGGCGAAGUGAGGAUAUGUUGUACAAGACAGGCAAUGUCCUGUCUGGACUCCAGACGUCUGCUGACUUCCACCAUGUGGAACAGCGUCACCAGGCUGAUGAGCUGGUUGCCAGGCUGGCAGCAAAAGAGGAGGAGUUAACAAUCCUUCAUCACGACUUCGACAGACUUAGAGAGGAGAAAUCGGAAGUGAAUGUUAAUAAACCAGAAAGUGAUGAGAAGAAAAUGGUUGAGAAGAGUGUCCAGUUUAACCAUGAACGUGACACAAAAGAAAGUCAGUUGAAUAGAAAGUAUGAUCAUGUGGGGAAUAUCCAGCUACAGGACAUGGAGAAAGUUAUGGGAAACCCUGACAGUGAGGACACGUCAUGCUGGUACAUGUAUAGAGGUAAGCAGAACUCUGCCACUGACCCUCAACGUCAGGGUCAAGAGCCAGAGAGAAUGAACAGUCAGGUGAUGCAGACACAAAACCAUGCCUUGAGAAAACUACAGAACAAGGACAGACAACUGGCCAAGGCAAGGGUGAGAUUGGAGAAACUGGAACAAGAUCGGGAGGUGCUGCUGCAUCUGAUGAAGGAACUCUUGUCAAAGGAACACGCUGACAACAAGCAGCUGAGAAAAGAGUUGAGAAUAAAGGAGGAGGAGCUCAGGAGACUAAACUCCGAGAUAAACAGUGCGAAGGUAAACCACAAAGAACUGUUGGUGGAGACCUAUGAGCUAUACAAAGAAGCCGACAGGAACCUUGUGAAGCUCAGAGAAAUGCUCACACUGAAAGACAGCCAGCUGAAAGUGACCAAUGAGAAGCUAGUUCAGUUUGAAUCGUCCAAUGGGCAGCUUAAGUUUGAGUGCCAGACGAGGGAGCAGCAGGCGGGGGAGAUUGCGGCGGUGAUGAGGCAGACUCUGAGGAACCUGCAGGACCAGCUGACCAGCGUCCACUCGAAACUGACCGCCGAGACUCGCAGCAAGGUCCAACUGUCGGCCGACUUGGCCGCCAUUGAGGAAGAGCUGAGGCAGAAGGGUAAGACGGAGGCGGAGCUUACACAGGAGCUCACAGCAAAGGAACAGGAGCUCACAGAGGCCAAGAGGAGCCUGGCGUCUCUGCAAUGUUUUCUCGACGUGGCUACCAGGAAGGAGACGAUGGCGCGGGAGGAGCUGAAGACGUUCAUCAGUGAACUGAUCGACCGUGUGGAGCGCGCCGAGAGAGAAACCCGCACUCUCAAGAAAAGCCUGGCCAGCAGGCGGGACAGAGCCACUGACGACUCCCUACAGGACAGUGUGAUUGGCAACAUACCAGUGACAGUUUAUCAGAAUCUAACACAGUCCGGUCUUUCACAGUCCGGUCUUUCAGCCAGAUUGAGCACAGCACAGUCAGGUGAUGAGAAUGUGGCAAAUCCUGUUCAGACUUGGACCUCUACCUCAGGUGGAGAUCAACGAACAAUGUCUGCUGAGGAACAUUACGGGAAAGAGACAUAUGAGAGAUCUGUUUCUGGAGUACAGUCAACAACAAUGAUGCCUUCAGACCAUACAGCAAUAGUUAGUGGUGCUCCCCAGUUUGUGGAGGAACAACGGACAGAUGUAAAGACAUCUGUGAUUCAGAACAACAGAUCAGAAUAUCCAGACAUUCGUAGGUCAAAUGAACAGUUGAAAAUCAAUAACGAUGGGUCUUUUGUAAGAAAAGACAGACCAAAUAAUGAUGGGCCUUUUGAAAGAAAUGAUAAAGCAAUGAAUGAUGAAACUUUUGGAAGAGAUCAUGAUCACAAACCAUGUUCAUCACCAUCAAGAAGUGAUAUUUCCCCAAAAUGUCAUAGUUGUAAGGCUGUUGAAGCUACUUCUAAUGCACCAGGCAUGGUGUCAUGUGUUUCCUGCAGUAGGACAGUUUCCCAUUCCACUUACGAUAAAGCUGGACUUUCAACACAUCUUCAUCUUAGUCCUAGUGGUCAAGGAAUGUCUUCUGGAGAUGAGAAUCAUGCUGUGUCUGCUACAGACUGUGGUGAUCAGAUUCCCAGAUAUCCUCAAACAGAGACAGACCAUAUGCAUCAUUUACUUCAUCAGAGCACCAACAACCGUUUGGCAGUUUGUCAGGAGAAAGAUCAGAUGUGUAAGAAUAAUGCAGCUAGACACCACAGACUGUCAGAUGCACAUCCAGGUGGUUCUUCUGCCCUGUCAGUGUAUUGGAAUAAUGUACAACCCCAGUGUCAUACACCUUGGUCAUCGAGUCCAUAUAGAGAUGUUCAGAAUAAUGUACAAACCCAGUGUCAUACACCACGGUCAUCGAGUCCAUAUGGAGAUGUUCAGAAUAAUGUACAACCCCAGUGUCAUACACCUCGGUCAUCGAGACCAUAUGGAGAUGUUCAGAAUAAUGUACAAUCCCAGUCCCAUGCAUCUCGGUCGUCGAGACCAUAUGGAGAUGGUCAUCAGCCUGGCACUUGUGAAAGCAGGCACAGUUUCCUGUCUCCUCAAGCAUCAUCCACUCCAUAUUGUCGGUAUUUUCCUCGACAAAGACUGCCUGAUGAUGUUAGUCAUCCUCGUUUCCAUGUUGAAGAGCCUGAUAUGUUGACAGAAUCUUUCAGCCCAGUGUACAACAGAGCAUCUGCUACAAGACUUUCCCAACCACUUUCUAGUAAAAGUCUUCCAUAUGCACCUAAUGAUCUUGACAGUGAUUACAGUGACUAUUUUCCUUUACCAAAGAGCACAUCUUACCAAUCAAAGCGAGUGAACAGAGAAGGGAACAUACCAGACCAGGUAUGUAGUCCACUAAGGCAGAAUCGUUCCUUUUCCCAAUCUGGGAAUACAGAUCAGUAUCUUUCAGAGACCCUUCCACAAGAUCGAAUGAUAGCCACUAAUGAAAGAACUUACUUGGCUAAUCAGAACUCCUCAACUAGGCAAAAUCACCCGAGACUGAAUGGACAAAAUCCAUAUGAGCAGAAACAGUAUGUGAGAUCUAGAGGUGUGACAGCAGCUGACCCAGAUUAUGAACAAUACUGGAGAGAGAGAUAUCCUCAGUUUGAAAGAUGGCCUUUGGGAGGGGAAAGUAACCAGUCAGCAAGACUCUUACAGAAUUCAUCCAGGGAUUUGCACAAUAUUUCUCCAUUUCACUGUGGAUCCAAGAUGGAUGAAAGGUUUGCUCCAAGGACGUGGCAGUCUGUAGAUUCUCUGGAUGAUCAUAUAACAUUUUCCACAAGACCCAGGACACAUGGAGAUCAAAUGAAUUUAUCUUCGAAGAGGAAUGGAAUUGUAAGUGAUUUUGAUUCUGACGGUGAAGUGUCUGGGAGUCUCUGGGCAGGAGGACGUGAUUUCUCUGACAGCUUACAGCUUUCAGUAGAUGAGGAUGGAAUAAUGUGGGGAGAUGUCAGUGAUGACUUGUACGGCCUCAGCCCACCGGAAAGUGAGAUGGUCGCAGAUGUGGGUUCCUCACUCCAGUCUGGUUCAACACCUCUUCAUCGAGGUGCUUCAGGUGAUGACUGGCCCAGUGCUGAUGUGGACCAUCUGAUGAGGACAACGAGAAGGUCGUCAGACACUGGCAGCUGGCCAUUUCUAGAUGAAGUCAGGGAAGAGGAUGAAGAUUCAGCUCUGCCACGAGCCAGACAGAAGGUGAAGGAUGAAGAGUCAGUGAGAGACAAACUGAUGAAGUUUCUUGAUGAUCACUCUACAGCUGCGGCCGAUGGUAAGAGGAAAGGGAUGCCUCACAGAGAAGAAACGUCAUACCUGAACAGCAGGUACAACAACCACAGACCUGACCUCAGGAAAAUGGAAAACGAAAAGCCGUGUUCGAAGAGUGAGACAACAACUAGUGAUUUGUCUAAGGCAGGCAGACAGCAGCACAUGAAGGUCAGUUCAGUAGUAAAUCCUGUUGUUAAGGUAUCUGCUGAAACUAUGGAUGCCCAGACCACAGCUUCCAAACUCGCAUCAGAAUAUGGACAGAUUUAUACUACAGAUCCAAAGACCUCAUCUGAGCCGUCAUCCAGUAGUUAUACCCCUGUGAAGAACUCUUCACAACAGAGGAAAGGAAAUGUUGUUCAUAGCUACUCUGUUACUGAUGACUCUUCUGUUGUUGAGAAAUAUGGAGGCCGAGAGAAGAGUGUGGCAGGGCUGAAUAAUGUGAAGACUUCUGAUGAUAAAACAUCUUCAGGUGCUGAUACAAACUCUUUAAGAAGAGGGACCUAUCCAGGUCUAAUUACUGGGAACGAACAACAUAUGAGAUUAACUGAGACACCAGUAGGUUUUGACACAGGAACAAAUAACCAAAGACUCAUGAAAAAUUCUGAUAAGUCUGAUAUCAAAGCAUUGGAAACCAGUAAUGUUAUUCAGAUAGAUGUACCACAGAUAUGUAAUAGAGAAAAGUAUAAUGUUGCUUUGUCUGAAAAAGAUGAUUUUCCUGUUCCAGAAAACAAAGCUUCCUCAAAUCCAAUGAUUAGAAGUUCAGUUUCAGAUCCUGAUCCUGAUGUGUUGAAGACCAAUGAAAAUCAACUCAAAGAAAUACGAAAGACUGGAGGCGAAGAUCUUUCACGUGUGUCGGAAGUCAUAGAUCAGAAAGUGCCAGGUGAUACAUCUAAUAAUGAGAACAUGAUUAGUAAAUCUGAUGAUGAUCCUCUCUUUACAAAUACAGCCCAAAUAUCAAAAUGUGAUGAUGCCAGUGUUCAAGAAGCAUUAGUUUAUUCAACAACACAGUGUGAAAUGGUCCACGAACCAGCUGAGUCAGCAGACCAGAAACCAGCCUCUGAAAAUAUUGAUCAUCAUGGGAUUGCUCCGUUAACACCAGCACAACGAGGAGACAACACCCAAGCUAGCACUGUAGUGUCUUCUGAUGAUGACACAUCUGGACAGGUCAAUAAAGAAGAGUCCACAGAUCUGGAGUCAGAUCUGGAGAGUGUUUCAUCUCCGUACAAGCUACAGAAUGUCAAUGGUAAGUCUCGAAGGAUUAAGAAAGAAGAAUCUACCGAUUUCGAUAUUGAAUCGGAUCUAGAGAAAGUCAUGACUCACAAGCUUGCAGCACGGGGAACGUUGAGUGUGAGAAACAAAAGUAGAAGAAAGAAAGAGAUAGCUCUGAAGCAUCUGCACCAAAGGAAGACAUCUGCUGGCAACCUGAAGAUUCCUCCCAGUACAGGGGAUGAAAGCAGUGAGUGUUUGACGGACACGUCCAAGUCGAGCCGGGUGCAGGAGGAAGCAAGAUGGCGGCGUGUUGCACUGUUUUCUGUUUUUAAAUUCCUCGACACGAAGACUCUCAGUCAGGUGGCCGGGGUGAAUCGUGAGUGGAAGAAAGUGUCACGACAUCCAUCACUAUGGAAACGGGUCGAGCUGAAGAGUGACAGAAUCUCAUCCCUGUAUCUGUCCACGAUCUCACAGUGGUGUACUCAGUUAGAGUCGCUCACUCUAGAAGGUUUACAAGGUCGACGUAGAUGUCCAGAUGAAAGUGAUGAAGACUACCGCAGAAAAACAAAAGGCUGUCUCGAGCCCGGGAUGGAGGACCUACUAAAGGUGUGUCAGGACUCACUGACGUCGCUGCACAUCAUUGACUGUGGAAAUCUGCUCACGGACAAAUCUCUGUGGCUCACCAGCUGUUACAGCUGUAUCUCUGUGGCUCACGAGCUGUUACAGCUGUCUAAAUGUUUAUUUCAGAUCUCUGUGGCUCGCCAGCUGUUACAGCUGUAUAAAUGUUUAUUUCAGAUCUCUGUGGCUCGCCAGCUGUUACAGCUGUAUAAAUGUUUAUUUCAGAUCUCUGUGGCUCGCCAGCUGUUACAGCUGUAUAAAUGUUUAUUUGAGAUCUCUGUGGCUCGCCAGCUGUUACAGCUGUAUAAAUGUUUAUUUGAGAUCUCUGUGGCUCGCCAGCUGUUACAGCUGUAUAAAUGUUUAUUUCAGAUCUCUGUGGCUCGCAGCGGUCACUCACUCUGGGUUAUAGCCUAG
Gigantopelta aegis is the source of this 6483-nucleotide messenger RNA. RefSeq lists its product as uncharacterized. The transcript is spliced from 12 exons. Gene Ontology annotation, molecular function: protein binding. Lineage: Eukaryota; Metazoa; Mollusca; Gastropoda; Neomphalida; Peltospiridae. The coding region runs from base 166 to 6483 and encodes 2105 amino acids. The record is from RefSeq and is a predicted model, not a curated record.